AUGUCACUAGACAAAUCGUUUCAACAAUUUGUUCAAGACUCGGAAAGAGAUGAUACAUUAUUUGGAAAUAAUCUAUCGGAGAAAAUCAGAAAUUCAAAAUGUUCUGAAAAACUAGGUUCACAAUUUAAGAAAACUCAACUACCUAAAUCUUUUCCUACUCAAAUACACACCCGACCAGUAACAACUGGUCAGGGAAACGGCUUCAGACCUCGUCCCUCGACGAGCCGGGGAGGGGGACGAGGUGGCCAGAAGAGAACAGCUCCACCUCCACAGCGGCAACCACCGUCGUCAACGGCGAGGUCUUCGUACCAGAGCACGAGCAGGAGUCGUGCCCCAACGCGGCGA
Brenthis ino (lesser marbled fritillary) is the source of this 345-nucleotide messenger RNA. The record is from the annotation of a GenBank genome assembly. Lineage: Eukaryota; Metazoa; Arthropoda; Insecta; Lepidoptera; Nymphalidae.